Messenger RNA from Lactuca saligna, 405 nucleotides. NCBI's taxonomy places the organism in Eukaryota, Viridiplantae, Streptophyta, Magnoliopsida, Asterales, Asteraceae. The record is from the annotation of a GenBank genome assembly.
AUGGCAAGCUCAUCAAACGCUCCUCCUCCUUUUGCUUCAGCACCAAUACAAGACCUUGACUACUUGUACGCAUCAAUUGCCAACAUUUCGAACUUUGUUUCUGUGAAACUUUCCAGUGACGGCAACUACCAUCUAUGGAAGACACAAAUGCUUUGUCUCAUGAAUAGUCACAAUAUGGUUGGCCUCGUGGAUCACACAAUUGUCGGUCCAAGAAUUCAAAGCAAUUUGAUUCUGGGCCAAUAUAAUAGUCUUCUCAAAGGUUGGAUCUUUGCUUCGGUUAACGAAAAUGUACUUGACGCUGUGGUUGAUCUCAAAUCCGCCAAAGAAGUUUGGGACAAAUUGAAAUCCUUCUAUGAUUCAACUACGGGUCCUCAUCAAGGUAUCUACUUAAAUAAAUUUAAAUAA